AUCCCCGUUGAUGGCUUGGAUAAUAUAUCUGAGGCAAUGAAAAGAAUAGUCGCGACAGUAGCAGAAUUCGUCGAAGCAUCAGGUUUGCUGAGCCAGCGUUCGCUGUUUGGUCUUAGCUGGACCGGCGCUGUGCAAAUUUUCAGCGUUCAAUGGCAAUUGAUAGGUUUGCCGCCGUUUGAUGAGUUCUCACGAACUGGAGUGUGGAAGAUGCUGACUGUGCGCGAGUUUGGAGGCGAUGUUAUGCUCAUUUUAACUGUCAAUCCUUUGGAGGAGAAAGAAAAGGAGGAAUCUCUGAAAAAGGAGUUUGCUGCGAGAUUUCUUGAUCCAACAAACUUCUCAGAAAGAAAAUUCCGUGUAACUUCUUUGUUUUGGCAUUCCAUUGCCAAUUGUAGCGAUCAAGUUGAGUACGAGCAUAUCGGAGGAGCUCCCUAUAUUUACGAAACCCUAUUGGGCUGCCGUUUCCGAGUCUCACCAUCGGCAUUUUUCCAGACGAAUAGUCAAGCCGCACAAGUUUUAUAUACUACAAUUGGUAACUUUUGUCUAUAA
Messenger RNA from Strongylus vulgaris, 546 nucleotides. NCBI's taxonomy places the organism in Eukaryota, Metazoa, Nematoda, Chromadorea, Rhabditida, Strongylidae. The record is from the annotation of a GenBank genome assembly.